Molecule: messenger RNA, 1668 nt
Organism: Psammomys obesus (fat sand rat)
Lineage: Eukaryota; Metazoa; Chordata; Mammalia; Rodentia; Muridae
Gene: Cpo
Product: carboxypeptidase O
Biological process (GO): proteolysis
Molecular function (GO): metallocarboxypeptidase activity; zinc ion binding
Source: RefSeq, a predicted model, not a curated record
AUGGCGACUGAACUGGGCUCUUUUGGUAUCCGUGUUGGAGACUACUGCAGGAUUCGGUGGAUUGUUGCUCGUGAAACCUUUAAACGCUUCCCCAGCACAACCCAGCCCUCCAAGCGUCACUUCUCUGCCUUUGACGGCUUCUCUGGAUCCGCAGGCACCUCCCGGACACGGCAGCUGAAUACAGAUUCAGGAAGUGAGGCGUCAUCUCACUUAAACUUGGCUGUUGGGCCCCUGCUCCAUUCAAUGAAGAGUCGCCACAGUGAAAACAAGAAGCAGAACAAAACAGUGGUUAACUUCACAUCAUCCAAGACGAAAGAAGAAUCAAGAAUUGUCAGCACGACUGACACCUGGUACAGUAGCGCGGACUCUGUACGAAGUGCGGCCCUGGUGAUCCUGUGUUCUGAACACUCUCUUCUGAACAUCUUAGGACAUUACUUUAGAGAGCCGUCUACCGACACGUUAUGGGACAUGGGAAGACAGGGCCUGAAAGUGGGUGGCAUCGCUCCGUGGGCUUGGGUUCUGGACUAUGAUAAAGAGGAGAGGGUUCUGGACUAUGAUAAAGAGGAGAAAGUCCUCAGCACAGCACAGACAAGAGGUUGUCAUCCACAGAGGAGCCUUGAGACCUAUUUCUAUAACAGACACCAUCUCAUGGGGGAGAUGUAUCAGUGGAUGAGCCAGGUCAGCGAGAAGUAUGCGGAUGUGUUGACACAGCAUUUCCUGGGAAUGACCUGUGAGACCCCGCCCAUGUACUAUCUGAAGAUCAGCCAACCAUCCAACAUUCCCAAGAUCAUUUGGAUGGACUGUGGAAUUCCUGCCAGGAAAUGGAUUGUCCCUGCUUUUUGCCAAUGGUUCGUGAAAGAGGCAAAAUAUAAAGACAGUGCAAGGAUCAGCAGGCUCCUUAAGGAACUAGACUUCUAUGUGCUACCAUAAGUCAUCGCAGUCCUGAACACUGACAGUUAUAUCUACACGUGGAGUCUGGAUUGCCUCUGGAGGAGGUCCAGCUUAUCCCAUCAUAACAGCACAUGCUCUGGAACAGCUCUCCACCAGAAUUUCAAUGUCUCCUGGUGUAGCAAUGCUUCCACAAACAGCCAAGAUCUAACAUUCUGAGGGAUAGAACCAACAUCUGAACCGGAGACUAAAGUGGUCUCAAGCCUUAUAGAAAAAAGAAAGAGAGAUGCCCCAUGCUUCCUGACCGUGUAUUCUUAUGGGCAGCUCAUGCUCAUACCAUUUGGCUUCACCAAAAAUAAACCAAGUAACUACAAAGAAUUAAUUCAAGUUGGACAGAAGGCGGCAAAUGCAUUGAAAGCAAAGCAUGGAACCAAUUAUAGAGUUGGAUCAAGUGCAGAUAUUUUAUAUGCUAUGUCAGGAUCCUCAAAAGACUGGUCUAGACACAUUGGGAUUCCCUUAUCCCACACAUUUGAGCUAAGGGACAAUGGUACCUAUGGGUUUGUACUGCCUGAAGCUCUGAUCUAGCCCACCUAUGAGGAGACCUUGGAAGCCAUGCCCUCACUCCCUGCUGAGAAUUACUGGCCCACCAACAGUGCUAGGAAGUGGUGCGUGCACCUGUACACCAGUGAGAAAAUUCUGCUGAUCUCCGUGGCGCUUGCUGAUACCCCUGAGCAGAGUGGCAAGCAGAUGGUUGACCAGGCUCAGGCUGAACUAGAAUGA